Messenger RNA from Penicillium lagena, 1026 nucleotides. Its product is annotated as zinc-binding alcohol dehydrogenase family protein. The transcript has a single exon. The record is from RefSeq and is a predicted model, not a curated record. Lineage: Eukaryota; Fungi; Ascomycota; Eurotiomycetes; Eurotiales; Aspergillaceae. Gene Ontology annotation, molecular function: oxidoreductase activity, acting on NAD(P)H. The coding region runs from base 1 to 1026 and encodes 341 amino acids.
AUGCCUUCAAACCGUGCGGCCUGGCAAGACGAAGCUGGGAUCAAGCUAUCGAUCCGGUCAACACCCUACGAGACUGAACUUGUCGCAAACCAGAUCUUGGUCAAAGUUCAAGCCUGGGCAAUCAACCCCUGCGACCACAUGCUCCAGGAUGUGGCCCUCCCCUUCGUCAAGUACCCCGUGAUCCUAGGCGAAGACAUCGCCGGCACGGUGGUGUCCACCGGCAGUUCAGCAGCGACACGUUUCAAACCCAACGACCGUAUCCUCGCCUUUGCAAAGGGCACGACAGGCGGACCCACAAUGGGCGGGUUCCAGGAGUAUGUGGUCGUUGACGCUGACACGGCCAGUCCCAUUCCGAAGUGGAUCAGUUUCGCUGAGGCGAGCGUGUUCCCGCUUGCGAUAUACUCGUCUGCGCAUGCGCUGUUCUCGAGUCAGAUGCUCGGACUACCGCUGCCACAGGUCGAGAAGACUGAAAGUGAUAGCAGGAAGUAUCUACUUGUUUGGGGCGGUAGUUCUGCGCUAGGAAGCAAUGCGAUCCAGAUGGCGCGUGCGGCUGGAUUGGAUGUGCUGAGCACGGCGUCGGAGCGCAAUUUUGAGCAUGUUGAGAAGCUGGGCGCCAGCAUGGCGUUUGAUUACUUGAGCGAGAGCGUCGUCGACGAUAUCGUCGCAGAGCUGGAUUCCCGAGAUCCUGGGUUGUGCGCAGGCAUCUUCCACGCAGCAGGAAAUGUCGAACCAUGCCUCCAGAUAGCAGCUAAAACAAAGGCGGGCCCAUUUGUGGCAUCUUCAGGUCCAAUUCCGGAGGAUAAAGUGCCCAAUGGCGUGCGAGCAAAGAUGGUUUUCGGGAGUCAGGAUGACAUUGUGUGCAAGAUAUAUGAGGACUUUCUGCCUCGCGCGCUGGCGGAACGCAGGUAUGUUGUUGCACCGGAGCCGUUGAUAGUCCAGACCAAGGGGCUGGAGGGCAUUCAGGAGGGUUAUGAGGUGUUGAAGAAGGGAGUAUCGGCGAGGAAGGUGGUUGUUGAGGCCGAGUAG